Solanum lycopersicum (tomato) is the source of this 1787-nucleotide messenger RNA. It is a transcript of the gene ACI112, whose product is annotated as ACI112 protein. Gene Ontology annotation, biological process: circadian rhythm; regulation of DNA-templated transcription. The record is from RefSeq and is a predicted model, not a curated record. NCBI's taxonomy places the organism in Eukaryota, Viridiplantae, Streptophyta, Magnoliopsida, Solanales, Solanaceae.
UGGAGGUGAAUAAGGGGCUGUUGUGUUGAUUCUUGAGCUGGUUUUAGUGCUUUUUGGAUGGUUUUCAGUUAUAUGUGUGAUUUUUGCUGGUUGAAAUUCUCUGUAUUUGCGGUUUUUCUGUUCAUAAAUUUGGAGAAAGACUUCAGCUUGGGUUUGAUCUGCUUAUGAGGUUAAUCUUAUGGAGUGGUUUUCUCGCGUUGAUGAUGGUGAUGUUGUUGUUCCUGAAAGCUUAGAUGGCUUUUCGCCAUCUUCUGAUAGCUGGUCACAGUGGGACUCAACACCCUUUGGGAAUUUCAAGUCAGAAAUGAAAAGGAACAAUAUAAGGUCAUACGUUGGAGCCGAAGAUUGUAAAGUGAUUGGGAAUGGCCUAUCUAAUGAUGUUGACAUGAAAAACUUUGGAAUUCACGAGGAGCCUUUUGAUAAUGCAGCUAACCAAGCUUCAUACUGUGACAUGGAUCAAUGGUCCUCAUAUCCACCACCUGAGCAGCUGGAAUUUCAUCUUGAUAACUUGACCUCAAUCGAUCAGUUGGAUGAUGUGUUCCUAAGUUCCUUACUCGAAGAAAACUGUCCAACUGGAAUGGAUGCAUCUGAUGAGUCAUCAACAGAUUCCCGUUGCAGCAUGCUGCUGGGUGAUGAUCAAGCAAGAGAUAUGACGAGCAAAGCUUGUGCUGGUACUACCAAAUAUUUCUCUGCACAUGCUUUUACUUCACCAGUGGAUUGGGAGGGGCAAGAAGUUAACAAUUCUUAUUUGCUGAAAAAGAUGCAGGGAACAAUCCAGGCACCACACGCAGAGGCUGCCGUAAAAUUGGAGCAUGAUAAAGGAGACAAUAGAUCGAGUGACGAGGAAAUAUCCAUGGAGGAAUCCGUCCUACAACACCUAGAAAAUCUCAUGUCUCAGCUGACGGAGGAAACCAGAAUCUGCUUCCGGGAUUCUCUAUAUCGUCUUGCAGGAAAUUCAAAACAUGGUGCAUGUCAGAGUAGGAAUGCCAUGCCAGAUCAAGAUUCGACGCGGUUCAACGAAGAAGAGACAACAGAAUCGCGGACAAAUGUCAUUGACAGAACUGUUGCCAACUUUUUGUUCAGCAAUGUAGAGUUUGGUGCUUCUGAAGGCUCAUCAUUUGACUUUACAGAAGCCACCAACAUAAGACAUCAUUCGGGAGGCGCUAUGUUGUGGAAUAUCUCAGCAGGUUCCUCUGGUUGUGAUGUCCCUACUUUUAGCGGAUAAACAAUGCACUCUUCACUCUGCUUAAACUCCUCUUGAAGUGGAACUGUGAUGGGCACCACUUUGCAUCCUAGUUCUUACCUUUCGUUCAUGAUAUUAUAGCAUGGUCGUCUUGCAUCACCCUAUCCAGCUAUGUUUUGACGACAGCUUGUAUAGUAGGCGUGAUUAGAGGCUAACCAUGUUUACUUCCGUGUCUGCCAGCUGAUCGAUAGUUCCUUCCAUAUGACAGUCGCCUUGGCAGAGGAGCUAUCCGAGCUCCAAGAGGUCAAGAAGACUGUUGAAUCCUGGCAUUUCUUUAAGACUUCCACGGGUAAUGUAAGCAGCGAAACACUGCAAGGAGCCCUGGUUUUUUCUUAUAGGCUCCAGACAAUAUUAGUAAGAAAAAAAUUCAUAUAUGUUUAUUUUUAGAAUUUUGUAAGCAUCUGAUAUUUUUCAAUUUGGGUAAGCUAGCUUCAUCAACAGUUGUUUAUAUCUUUUGGUACUUGAGAGCUUUAUAUGAGCAAACAAUAUGAGACCAAUGCCAGGUUAGGUUUGUUGUGAGUAUUAUAUGGUUGUUUUAAGUUAA